AUGGCAAUGCAAAUUGAUAUGUCCCAAGCAUCUGUUAUGAAAGACGAGCAAGGAAGGCCUUUCAUCGUCGUUCGAGACCAGGGAAAAAAGAAAAGACAGCAUGGAAAUGAUGCUGUUAAAUCACACAUCGUUGCUGCAAAAACAGUAUCCAAUAUUGUAAAGACCUCCCUGGGCCCCCGAGGGCUUGAUAAAAUUUUGAUAUCACCUGAUGGGGACAUUACUGUUACAAAUGACGGAGCGACCAUUCUUUCCCAGAUGGAAAUCUCGAAUCACGUUGCCAAAUUAUUAGUAGAACUUUCGAAAUCGCAAGAUGAUGAGAUUGGCGAUGGAACAACUGGCGUCGUCGUACUCGCAGGCGCACUUUUGGAACAGGCUGCGGAUCUUAUUGACAAAGGAAUUCACCCAAUCCGCAUUGCUGAUGGAUUUGACCAAGCUUGUGAGAUUGCAGUUGCACACCUUGAUAAAAUUAGUGAUGAAGUGAAAUUUACCCGAGAGAAUCAAGAAAACCUUUUAAAAGUUGCGAAGACGUGCCUCGGUAGCAAAAUUGUUUCUAAGGCACACGAUCACUUUGCCAAAAUCGCAGUCGAUGCUGUUCUUUCCGUUGCGGACCUUGAAAGAAAAGAUGUUGAUUUUGAAUUAAUCAAGGUUGAUGGUAAAGUUGGAGGAUCACUAGAGGAUUCUCUUCUUGUCAAAGGUGUGAUCGUUGACAAGGAUUUCUCACACCCACAAAUGCCAGACGAAGUCAGAGAUGCAAAACUAGCAAUCUUGACUUGUGCCUUUGAGCCGCCAAAGCCAAAGACAAAGCACAAGCUUGAUAUAACUAGUGUUGAAGAAUUUAAAAAAUUGCAGCAAUAUGAAAAAGACAAAUUCUCAGAAAUGAUACAGCAAUUGAAGGACACUGGAGCAAAUCUCGUAAUAUGCCAGUGGGGAUUUGACGACGAAGCAAAUCACCUUCUCCUUCAAAAUCGACUACCCGCCGUCCGAUGGGUUGGUGGACCUGAAAUUGAGCUAAUUGCCAUUGCUACAAAUGGUAGAAUUGUCCCACGCUUUGAAGAUCUAAGCCCAGAGAAGCUAGGAACUGCUGGCUUAGUGAGGGAAAUGACAUUCGGUACUACCAGAGAAAAGAUGCUGGUUAUUGAAGAAUGUGCAAACAGCAGAGCAGUAACCGUAUUUGUUAGGGGAAGCAAUAAGAUGAUUAUUGAUGAAGCAAAACGGUCUCUACACGAUGCUUUGUGUGUUGUCAGGAAUUUGGUUCGAGAUAAUCGUGUCGUAUAUGGAGGUGGUGCCGCUGAAAUUGCUUGCUCACUUGCGGUACAGGACGCCGCUGAUCAGUGUCCGGGCCUAGCCCAAUAUGCCAUGCGUGCCUUUGCGGAUGCGUUAGACGCCGUUCCAAUGGCUCUAGCUGAGAAUUCCGGAUGGAGCCCUAUCGAAACCCUUGCAACCAUCAAAUCACGACAUGUAAAGGAAAACAAUUCAAGGCUAGGCGUUGAUUGUAUGCAGACCGGAAGCAAUGACAUGAGAGAGCAUUUCGUCAUCGAUCCAUUGAUUGGCAAACGAGCACAGCUUCUACUCGCCACUCAAUUAUGUCGGCUUGUUUUGAAGGUGAACAAUGUAAUUAUUGCCGGCGAUGAUGAUCAAGAAUACUAA
Messenger RNA from Ophidiomyces ophidiicola, 1647 nucleotides. It is a transcript of the gene CCT5, whose product is annotated as T-complex protein 1 subunit epsilon. The record is from RefSeq and is a predicted model, not a curated record. Bases 1 to 1647 code for a protein of 548 amino acids. Lineage: Eukaryota; Fungi; Ascomycota; Eurotiomycetes; Onygenales; Onygenaceae. Gene Ontology annotation, molecular function: ATP-dependent protein folding chaperone; ATP hydrolysis activity; ATP binding. The transcript has 11 exons. Gene Ontology annotation, cellular component: chaperonin-containing T-complex. Gene Ontology annotation, biological process: protein folding.